AUGAUGAUAAUGACAUUGGACGAUAGGAACAUAUCUCUUUAUCGUGAUGUGGAACUAAUCUGUUCAGGACGUGCUGCGGUUAAGUCACCAGUGGCACGAUACUCUGAUGCCCCUGUCUCUUACACGGAUGCGCCUAUUCAGGCAGCGUCUAAGACUCAAAAGGAGUGGGAAACUACUAGCGAUGCGCCAAACCGAGCAGUAUCCAAGACCGUACCCUCUCCGACAGAACCUCAAACACUAUCGCACAGGGAUGCGUCCACUGUUGCAGCAAGGUUAACUGCAUUGGUUGAGCCAAAGAAGCCCACUCCGAAUGAUGCAACAGCAAUGUCUGCGUCUGAAAGUAAGGCAUCCGCGGCAAGAACAAUGUGGAAGACUGAAGCUGCGACGGAGAAUGCAACCAGUGUUUCGUCUUCAUCCAUGGAUAAGUUGACCCUGAAUACCGCAAUUCAGAAACCGGUUCUUACUCAUGGUAUGAGUGCCUCCAAAAGGCGACGGCUUAAGAAAGCCAAAAGAGCGGCGGAAUAG
This is a messenger RNA of Pieris macdunnoughi, 525 nucleotides long. Lineage: Eukaryota; Metazoa; Arthropoda; Insecta; Lepidoptera; Pieridae. The record is from the annotation of a GenBank genome assembly.